CGAUUCGAGAUGGAGGAAGAUGCAAGCGGAGGCCGGCAAUCGCUGGGAAGGGAGGAGAGAGUGGGGCCUGCGGCCUAGAGGCCUGGGCUUGGAGUUCGCCUCAGACGCGGUGGAACUGCCGGAGUCUGAGAAGGUCUUCAGUCACAAUGGAGGACAAACGCAACAUCCAGAUCAUAGAGUGGGAACACCUGGACAAGAAGAAGUUCUACGUGUUUGGCGUGGCAAUGACAAUGAUGAUCCGUGUCAGCGUCUACCCGUUCACUCUCAUCCGCACCCGGCUGCAGGUUCAGAAGGGCAAGAGCCUCUACCAUGGGACCUUUGAUGCCUUCAUCAAAAUCCUGCGAGCAGAUGGUGUGACUGGCCUCUACCGGGGGUUCCUAGUCAACACCUUCACCCUCAUCUCUGGCCAGUGCUACGUCACCACUUAUGAACUCACCCGGAAGUUUGUAGCUGACUACAGCCAGAGCAACACAGUCAAAUCCCUGGUGGCUGGUGGCUCGGCUUCCCUAGUAGCCCAGAGCAUCACGGUGCCCAUUGAUGUAGUCUCUCAGCACCUGAUGAUGCAGCGCAAAGGUGAAAAAAUGGGCCGCUUCCAGGUGCGGGGGAACCCAGAGGGACAAGGGGUUGUUGCCUUUGGCCAAACCAAGGACAUCAUCAGGCAGAUCCUGCGGGCCGAUGGGCUUCGCGGCUUCUACCGAGGCUACGUGGCUUCACUGCUUACCUAUAUCCCAAACAGUGCUGUCUGGUGGCCCUUCUAUCACUUCUACGCAGAGCAGCUCUCCUACCUGUCUCCUAAGGAGUGCCCUCACAUUGUCUUUCAAGCCAUCUCAGGGCCUUUGGCUGCAGCCACUGCCUCCAUCCUCACCAAUCCCAUGGAUGUCAUCCGAACCCGUGUGCAGGUUGAGGGCAAGAACUCCAUCAUCCUGACCUUCAGACAGCUGAUGGCAGAAGAAGGGCCUUGGGGCCUCAUGAAGGGCCUCUCGGCCAGAAUCAUCUCAGCCACACCUUCCACCAUUGUCAUCGUGGUGGGCUAUGAGAGCCUCAAGAAACUCAGCCUCCGACCUGAGCUGGUGGACUCAAGACACUGGUAACCAGUGGUGGGGAGAGAAGCCUGCUCUUUUCCACACUACUCUGGGUUGGAGGCAGAGUGGGGAGGACAGUACCCUCUCCAAGUGCCCCCACUGCAUACUGAGCCCUGCUCUCGGUCAGGUGGCCUAUCUGGGACAGGGACAGAGACUUUGAACUGCUCUUGCUGAAGAGGAUCCAUGCCUGGAUUCCUUGCCCCCACUAUUUUUAAUUCUCUUGCUGAGCUGGGCUCCCUCACUCAGUCCCUGUUCUCAAUCCUGCCUUAAGGACCCCAUCCUGCUAACCCUUCCUUUGGCUCACCCCCUCCAUCUGUGUCCCUGAGACCCUGAGAAGAGCUGUACAUAGAGCUUGCUUCCUACCACUGGUUCUUCCUCUUGGGCUUUGCACCCAGGCUCCAAGCAGCUGCCAUGAGCCCUCUCCCUCUUCGUAUCUUAGGCUUAUUUUUAUUUUGGGACUGAGCUGCCCACCAGACUACUCUGCUUUUCCCUGCCACUUGGGGCUAAGGUGCCAGGCACUUUUGCACAGGGAGCAGGAGCAGCAAAAACCUCUGGUUCUCCAGAGCAUUUGUCUUCUCUUUAGAGGAGUUAAUAGACUGGGGAGAAAUGUGGGUGCUUUAUUUUGUGUGUGUAUUUUUUUUAAACAUCUGUGAACCAAGCUAGUGUCUUAGUCCUGCUAAAGCACCAAUCCUACUGUCAGAGCCCACCCCUUCCUCAGACAGGUGGAAAAAUGUAACGUAGCUUUUUCCUCAACCCCAGUUCCCUCUCCCUUCAGUCCCAGUAGCCCUAAGACAAUAUAAGCUGUGGGCUUCCCCUGGCCCAGAUAACUACAGUGGUGGGCACAGUUCUACGCGGAUCAGGCUGUCUGGGGUGCACUGGACUUGAAGCACUACCCUGAAAAGUCAGGCUAAGAAAGGACUUGAUCUGAAAGGCAAUAGGAGGAUAUGUGUUCCCUGGCACAUCUCCCCAAGCCAGCUGAGCCAAGACAAGGAGAGGGAAGUGGAGGUUCUCAGCCCCAGAUGGCCAUGACAUACAAGUCUAUACCCCAGUCACUCAGACUCAUGGCAACAGGUGUUGUCUCACAAUGGGAAUCUCUAAGAUGUGGAACUGUGUUUUUCUUCUCUCUGGAUGUGAAAUCGUCCCAGUCAUGUGUACCCUGUGGCGGGAUACUAGAAAGAGAAUAAAAAGUAGUUCAGGAAGUCACUCAAUACUAGGACCACUGCAUUUACCAGCCUGAUACUGCCAAGAUUAUCUGCUAAAGCUCUCCUCAGGAGCUAGGAGAUGAGCACUCCUUCCCUGCCUCAUCCUUCCUACCCUGCCCCACCCCCAAGCCUGUGUUGCAGGCAGAGAGGUGCAGCAAAUUGAAAGAGAAGAAGACAUGCCAAACCCUGCAUUUCCUCCUGAGACAUUUGGCCUGGAAGAUCCUCCCUUCUUAUUGGUCCCAUACCCUGGGAAAGGCCAUGGUGCCAAUUUGAAAGGUGCUAGCUACCUGAAGCCUUGAUAUUUCUUAUGGCUGCUGCACAUUCUUCCAACCUGGCCAGAACAGAUUCUGAAAACCCUACUUCUCUACCUUCACCACCACCACUACUCAUCUUGGUCUCUAUCUUUGAGGAUUUCCCCCUUUCACUUAUCUUAAUGUUUAUUUUUAUUUGUCCCUCCCUUUGUCAAGUGAGACCUCCAAUUUCUAUCCACAAAUGGUCAUAUCCAAAGGGUUGGGCCCACAGAUCAUCUGAAUCCUCCUGCCCCUUACUCACCUCUUUACCCUAAGAACCACCAAUAUAAUGGAAGCACCAGGCCCUUCCUCUCUUUCAUCCUAGUGAGAACUUUGGAGGUUGGUGUUCUCAGUUCCACACCUUCCUUUCCCUAGAGACUUGUCUUCAAUCCUUCCCCACCAUGGCAAAGUGGGUAAGGUAUCAGGGACAGGAGGUAGUGUCUUGCCUCUCAUGUCUGUGUGUUUCUCCCUCCAAGACCCCUUCGGUUUUAUUAUCUUAUACAGUAUUUCACAGCCUUUCACCUGUUUCUGUUUCUCUCUCAUACAUACACAGUUUUAUUUAUUUUAUUUUAUUUUGACCCCUCAGAACAGAGUGGACACACACAGUUUUAAAUUAUGAUGUGUGUAUAGUUGAAGACUCUUGGCUCCUACUUUCUCAUCUAAUAGUUUAGGGAUUGGGAUUGGGUUUGAUUAAAACAUGUCUUGGUGUGGAUGGGACAGUGGACUUCUGUUCUCCCCAAACUGGAGGCCAAAGCAGCCAGAAUGUUUGAUGUAUUGGUCGGUAACCAAAACCACAAGAAACUCCUGAACACUGGGUGAGACAGGAAACCUGAUUCGAGUAUUAAGGGACAGGGGAAUGAAAAUGCACACUCUCUUCACAUUCGAUAAAAUGGACUCUUGUGAAUAUAACAGUGAAUGUUCACUGUUACACUGUACGAAGUCUGUGAAGUGUAAUUAAAAGUUUUUAUUGA
Molecule: messenger RNA, 3545 nt
Organism: Lemur catta (Ring-tailed lemur)
Lineage: Eukaryota; Metazoa; Chordata; Mammalia; Primates; Lemuridae
Gene: SLC25A44
Product: solute carrier family 25 member 44
Exons: 4
Coding region: 147-1091 (314 amino acids)
Biological process (GO): transmembrane transport; branched-chain amino acid catabolic process
Cellular component (GO): mitochondrion
Molecular function (GO): branched-chain amino acid transmembrane transporter activity
Source: RefSeq, a predicted model, not a curated record